GGGGUACAUCUUUGGCCAGUGGUGCUGUCGACCCGGGGGCCAUCCUGAGGGGUAUGACCCCUGAGACGGAUAGGGCUGCCCUCGGGGCCUACAAUGAUGCGGCCCUCGAGGACCACAUUCUCCGCUCCUCCCUCUCUGCUUGCUUAGCCCUCGGCGAACAGGCUCGGAGGCUUCAAGAAUGGCGCCUCCACAGAGCGGAGCAAGAUGCCAGAAUGAGGGAGUGCCUCCUCAAGAACCAAGAGGCGGUGAAGCUGGGGGCCCAGCUAGAAGAGGAGCUCCGGCAGAUGAGCUUGAAAUUGGAGGCUGCAGAGAAAGGCAAGGCUGAUGCUGAGGCCGCUGCCAGGAGAGCUGCUAAAGAGGCCG
Molecule: messenger RNA, 363 nt
Organism: Cuscuta europaea
Lineage: Eukaryota; Viridiplantae; Streptophyta; Magnoliopsida; Solanales; Convolvulaceae
Source: the annotation of a GenBank genome assembly